Molecule: messenger RNA, 504 nt
Organism: Elaeis guineensis (African oil palm)
Lineage: Eukaryota; Viridiplantae; Streptophyta; Magnoliopsida; Arecales; Arecaceae
Source: RefSeq, a predicted model, not a curated record
AUGCCACCACCUUCGUUCGUCCAUGGCCUCGGUUGGGACGCCACCACCAAGACCCUCGCCUCCAUCUUCUGCCAGUAUGGUGAGAUCGAGGAGUACCGAGUCAUCGUCGACUGCAACACCGGCCGCAGCAAGGGCUAUGGCUUCGCCUUCCUUACCGACGCCGAUCGCUGUCCUCUCCCGCAUGCCACCGUUGCCAUCGGUUGCCACCCGCCACUACGUCGCACGCCCAUCUCCCUCGGCAAUCUCGUGUUUCACGGCAAGGCAGCAAUUGAGAUUGUAAGCAAUCCGGUACAGCAUGAUCGUACCAAAUAUAUCGAGAUUGACCGUCAUUUUAUCAAGGAGAAGAUUAAUCAGGAUCAGAUCUGCAUUACCUAUAUUCGGUCUUCUGAUCAUAUGGUAGAUAUUUUGAUCAAAGGGCUUAGCUCAUCGUCUUUCUCUGGAUUGAUUGACAAGAUGGGGCUUCGAGAUAUCUUCACCUCAUCUUUAAAGGGAGUAUUGGAAUGA